Molecule: messenger RNA, 3348 nt
Organism: Asterias rubens (European starfish)
Lineage: Eukaryota; Metazoa; Echinodermata; Asteroidea; Forcipulatida; Asteriidae
Product: ETS-related transcription factor Elf-4-like
Exons: 10
Coding region: 325-1452 (375 amino acids)
Biological process (GO): regulation of transcription by RNA polymerase II; cell differentiation
Cellular component (GO): nucleus
Molecular function (GO): DNA-binding transcription factor activity, RNA polymerase II-specific; sequence-specific DNA binding
Source: RefSeq, a predicted model, not a curated record
UGUUGUGAGACCGGCAGCGCCAGAUUGUGUAUUAUUUGUGUGACGUAGUGUGUAGGGGUACACUCUAGCUAGGUCACAGAUCUUCAGAAUUGGGUGUUAUGACUAGGAAAGUUUGGCAGAGUAGCUAUGCCUCUCAAAUCUGGCGUUGGAAUGUAGAGUUUGGAAGCAAAAUGGAAUCUCUUCGCUGCUCAUGCUUUGACUGAAGUUCACACGUCUUUAUGUGGGCAUUGUUCAUAUGAAGAUUAUUGCGUCCAACCCAUCACCUGUUUUGCCUUAUUAUAGAAUUAUGUUUUAGAUGUCUGUCGUUAUAUUAUGUGAAACUUCAUGAUGGCUUGCACAAUCAAGGCAGAGGAUGGCGCAUCAAUAAAACAGGAAUUCAUCAACACAGAAAAAGAAUAUAACGAAGAAGCCUUCAGCAACGAUAUAAAACCAGAGUUAAAAAAAGCGCCAUGUCUGCGGUUGGAUCUGUCGUCACUUGCAGAUUAUAAAUUUGUUGAGAGGAAGCCCAACGUCAUUCACGAUGGCCCGUCAGUCAUCGUUCAGUCUUUAUACAACAUGCCCCUCACACCAGGAACAUUUGGCAUCCCCACGGCACUUGAAUACUUAGACACCGAUGUACUGUGUGUACAGGACAGUUUAUGUGACAGUGAAGUCAACCAGAUCACAACGCAUAAAGAAACAUCAAAGCCUCAUGCGUGUGACACAGAAAGUUCAGGGAGUGGAAGGGACAUGAUGGCUGCCCACGCUCUCCUCGAUAUUUCACCAACAACGAGUGGAGAAGAGAAAACGUUUAUUUUGCAGAGUAAAUCCACAAGGACACAAAGAUGCUCCAGUACAGGCUCCCUUCCACCAAGUCCAGCUGAUAGUGGGGUAGCAUCAGACAAAGAGGCUGAAUUAAUACACACAGAUGCUCACGAGAGUUAUUCCAUUCUUGCCAGGUCCUUCCAACCUACAGAUGAUCCCUCAAUAAUGGUCAGUCCAGAACCCGACUAUGAGAUUGAGCUUGAGAGUGACUCCAUGGGUGACUUCCAGGCACCAUACAAUCCGGACAACGUGCAUAAUUAUAGCAAAAAGACAAGUCCCAAAAGUCGUAAAUCAAAGUCAAGAACUCCAGAUGAUCAGACGUCAAGUUCAAAAAGAAAAUCCAGAGAUAGUCACACAACCUACUUAUGGGAAUUCCUUCUGGACCUUCUUCAAAACUCGGACACAUGUCCAAGGUUUAUCAAAUGGACUAACAGGGAAGAUGGCAUCUUUAAGUUAGUGGACUCAAAGGCUGUGUCUAAGCUAUGGGGUCAACACAAGAACAAACCUGAUAUGAACUACGAAACGAUGGGAAGGGCUUUGAGGUACUAUUACCAGAGAGGCAUCCUGGCUAAGGUGGACGGACAGAGACUCGUCUACAAAUUCUGUGAAAUACCCAAGAAUAUCGUUGAGGUGGUUGGAUGCAGUUGAGCACCAUUCACAAAACCAAGCUGCUAUCAGGGAUAUUAUAACAAAGUAUUGCAUUCAAACGUACUGUCUUUAAGGGAAGGCUACAUUAUUGCUGUCAAUUUUUAGUUGUUGGGGGGCCUAGUUUGACUUGUGUCCCGUCUACACAAACAAUGAUAAGCUGUUAUGGCGUUUUAUACAAAAAGGGCACUGACCAUUUGACCUUCCAGCAUCUGUUUAUUGUUUACUUGUACAUUGAUUUGGAGGAAUGCAAGAUGACUGAAUAGAAUAAAUCUAUUCAAAAGCCCAUGUUGUCUAAAUGUGAGACAAGAACAAGUUUGAAGAACUAUGUUCUAUUCUUCUUUUUUUUUAAGUGAGGAUCUUAACUUAUUAGUUUCAAUUGGGUAUCUUGAGAUAAUAAGGAUACGAUAGAUGAAAUAAGUUGUCUUCUUUUUUAUUUUUAACUUCAGAGUUUUAUUUAAAUAUGCACAGGAUAUUUUUCUGUGGAUUAUGAAGGACAAAACUUGGGCACUUCUAACCAAUAAUGUAUCUUCCCUUGCAAUGAGAAAUGGUGCCAACAAAGUAUUUGGGCGGGUUCUUGACAUACCAAUAGGAAGCUGUGUAGAGUGGUGCUUGCUGAGCAAACGGUGCAUAAAAUACUACCCUUGAUUCAUAUAAAUCCCCAUCGACAACGAAGACCUCUUCUGAACACCAUUCUAUGCAAAUAAACAUAUAAAUAUGGACUUGAUAAAGUGGAGUGUUUGUUCUCGAAACACUUCCUACCUUCUGUUGAUAGAUUAGGAACAUUUUAGGAAGUUAAGAGGCCAAUCGGAAACUGAAAGGAGGUUGGGUUUAAGGGUUAGGGAUUUGCACAUUUCAUAACUUGGUUCUUCCUGGGGACCUCUUUAGUAGGUUGUUUUUUAAGCACAGUGUAGUCCACUUGGCCCAUUUCAUAGAGUUGCUUAGCGUAAGUCUAAUCUAUUGAAGAAAAAAACAGCACACUAUUGUUUCCGACUCCAUGCUGAUGUUUGCUAAUACCCCAUUCACACAGCACUACGACCUUAUGAAGAUCAUGCCAAUCAACCCGAUCUCAAAAAAAAUUAUCAAGUCGGGGUAUGAUCGGCGUCAAAAUCCAGCAAUUUGGCAAAUUGAAGACUCCGCCCAACUUUACUGCGUAAAAAGUGUUUCUGACUCACUGCCACUACUAUUAUUGGCGAUAACACGAAGACCAAUGCCGACCAAGCGGUUUUCUACUUCGAAAUGGUUGCCGACGGUGCUGCGUCUUUACUACAACCACAGAGAUCUCGCCAUGAUGCUACCACGCAACUUGUAUGCGAAUGCCAUUCCCAUUACGACUUUGCCCGGCUUAUCGUGACCACGAGCUAGCUAUGCUUAUUUUGAACAUGUUCAAAAUAAUCGUGGGAAGAGCUUGCAGCUUCCUGACCUAGGAAAUUCCACCUGACCAAACCACUUCCACCUGACCAAACCACUUCCAUGGAGAUCCUCCCACGUUAAGCCCACCAUUGGUCCGCGAUUGGUCACUUUCUCGGCCACUUUUUCAUCGUGGUAGAAGCGGCGUCUAUGUGUGAACGGGGUAUAGCUGGAAACAUUUCUUCCAGUAAGCUACUUUAUGAAGUUGUGCCGAAGUAUUUUGAAGAUGACAAACUUUGCUGCCAAAUUAAUUCCAUUUGUAAAUAUAUAUAACAUUACGAUUUAAGAUUUGAGGUAGAGCGCGAGAGUGUGAGGUUAUAUCGAUAAAAGAUUGCAGGAAAUUAAAAUUUAUUUUUAUCUUGUAUCUGGCGACGGCUAUUUUGAAGCAAGGGGAACUAAAUAGCUGUGGGAAAUAUAGUGAAAUGACUGAGUUCGAUAUGUGGGAUCUGUAUAAAUAAGUGAAGCUUUUUUUGUUUGUCUUUUUUUUUU